AUGCGUCUUCCGACCUUAUCAUCUCUCUUGUGCCUUAUUGGCCUGGCCUCUCCGCUUGUCAACGCCUACGAUGACCCCAACAUCAAAAGCAUUCCUCUCCGAACCCACAGUCUUACCUCGCCAUACCUAGAUUCGGAUUUCCAAAGCCGCUGGUUCGACUUCGGAGGAGAUGCUUUAGUUCGGGCUGAUAAGUACAUCCGUCUUACUGCCGACCGUCCCUCGCAACAAGGAUGGAUCUACUCUCGCGUUCCAUUGACAGCAACCAACUGGCAGAUCGAGCUGGAGUUUGAGAUCUCCGGCUCUGGUACUUUGCACGGUGAUGGCUUCGCUCUCUGGCUCACCAAGCAGCGUGCCACACAAGGCCCUGUAUUCGGCGCCACGGACAAAUUCGAAGGUCUCGGUAUCUUCUUCGACACUUACAAGAACAAUCGCCCUGGUGUUACCUUCCCCUAUGUAAUGGCCAUGAUGGGUGACGGACAGACCACUUAUGACCAGGCGCAUGACGGCAAAGCCAACGAGCUUGCUGGAUGCUCUGCUCGCGGUCUUCGCAAUGCCCCAGUCCCUACCAAAGCUCGUCUUACCUACUUCCAGGACAAAUCUCUCUCCCUUGAACUCCAGUACAAGACCGAGGACUCUUGGAUCGAGUGCUUCAGCCUCAGCGCCGAGGACAGCAACAUUGCCAUCCCAUCUGUUGCCUACCUCGGUCUUUCUGCCGAGACUGGUGAGCUGAGCGACAACCACGACAUCAUCUCUCUCAAGGCCGAGAACUUGUACUCGGUAGGCCGCAAGGAUGGCGCCGGCAACCGUGGCUCAGAAAAGUCCAGCGGUCGUGGUCGCAGCAGCCCUAAGGCUAAGAAGGAGUCGGGCAGCUGGACUUGGUUCCUUUUCAAGGUUGUUUUGUUCUUCGGUGUCGUUAUUGGCGCUUACUUUGGAUGGACUGUUUACCGCACCAAGGCGCGGUCCUCCCGCUUUUGA
Molecule: messenger RNA, 975 nt
Organism: Penicillium angulare
Lineage: Eukaryota; Fungi; Ascomycota; Eurotiomycetes; Eurotiales; Aspergillaceae
Product: legume-like lectin family protein
Exons: 6
Coding region: 1-975 (324 amino acids)
Biological process (GO): endoplasmic reticulum organization; Golgi organization; endoplasmic reticulum to Golgi vesicle-mediated transport
Cellular component (GO): endoplasmic reticulum-Golgi intermediate compartment; endoplasmic reticulum membrane; COPII-coated ER to Golgi transport vesicle
Molecular function (GO): D-mannose binding
Source: RefSeq, a predicted model, not a curated record